AUGCGAAGCUAUCAAUCCAAAACAAGCUCAAGCUCAGGCAAGCAACCGAAUAUUGCAACUAAAUCAUCCUCAGCCAAGUCUCAUGUAACCACUACUUCAUCGGAUCACGAGUACAAAUGUGACUUUUGUGGCAAGGGACACCAAAAUUAUACUUGCCCAGAGUUUAGGGCCCUCUCCUUACAGCAAAGAUUGAGCAAGGUUAGAGAACGAAACACGUGUUUCAAUUGCCUUAGAAAGGGUCACAUCAGCAGAGAAUGUCCAUCCGAUAAAACGUGUUACAAAUGUAAGAAAAGGCAUCACAGUCUUCUUCACGUCGAGGAAAGAGUACCACCGUCAGCAGCAGAGGACAAAAAACCAUCGGGUGAAAUCGAUUCCAAUACCCCAAGACUAGUAAAUAGCGAACCAAGGUCAGAUACUCAAACACAACUCACAACAGCUAGCUGCUCCAGUACACUUCCAAUGCAGCAGGUGUUGCUUCUAACAGCCGUCGUAGAGAUCAUGGUUAAAAACUACAAACCUUACCCAUGCCUAAUUUUAUUGGACAGUGGAUCACAAGCUAACCUUAUUUCACGUUCUAUGAUAGAUACAUUAGGCUUGGAACAAUUUCCGUUGAAUGUCACGGUUAAGGGUGUUAACAGUACAAAGAGUCAUUUAUCAACCUGCAGCGUAGUUCGUAUUCGUUCCAACUAUUCCGAUUUUAGGGCGAGUAUUCAGUGUUUGAUUACAGACAACGUGACAGUUGAUUUGCCCACAACAAGUUUCGAUGUAAGUGAUUGGGUGCUUCCGGUAGGUAUCCAACUUGCCGAUCCGACUUUUCAUCAUAGUGGCAAAGUUGACAUGUUGAUCGGAAGUCAGUGGUUCCUCAAACUACUUCUACCAGGAGAGAUAUCGUUGGCUGAAAAUCUUCCUAUUCUGAAGGAGACUCAAUUUUUUUGGGUAUUAGGAGGCAACUAUGGAGGUGAUACAUAUUCCGAUCCUGUGUUACACUCUCAUGCCGUAACGUUGGAUGACUUGGAUCAGCUUAUUCGUCGUUUUUGGGAAGUAGAGGAGAUUUCCAAUAAGGCAAACUAUUCAUGUGAUGAGGAAUGCGAAAAGCAUUUUUUGAAUAUUUAUCGGCGAAUUAAUUCUGAAAGAUAUGUGGUCCAGCUACCACUCAAAGAAACCUUCGACGAGCUUGGUGAUUCAAGAUCUUUGGCGCUACGGAGGUUUUACGCAUUAGAAAAAAGAUUGAACCAGGAUCCCGAAUUGAAACAGCAAUACUUCGAGUUUAUAGAGGAGUAUGUACAGCUUGGUCAUUUCAAGGAAGUUUUUGAAUGCAAUGAUUCGCCUGGCACACGAAAGUAUGAAAUGGAGGUGCCAACUAUGCUACGUGAUGAUCAAAUUCCUGAAAUAAAACAUUUCAAGGUUGUUACAGAGGAUUCUCGCGUAUGUUCAACAGAAAUCUCCGUCAUGUCGUACACUACAACGAUUUCCUUCUAUUCGGAAAUGAAAGAGUCCAUGAAGGUGAUUGUUCGAGUUAUUCAGCAUGAAGAGUUUAAAGAUGAUUGUUGCCUUUCACCGUGA
Messenger RNA from Malaya genurostris, 1563 nucleotides. RefSeq lists its product as uncharacterized. Gene Ontology annotation, molecular function: nucleic acid binding; zinc ion binding. Bases 1 to 1563 code for a protein of 520 amino acids. The record is from RefSeq and is a predicted model, not a curated record. The transcript has a single exon. Lineage: Eukaryota; Metazoa; Arthropoda; Insecta; Diptera; Culicidae.